AAGUAAUAAGUAAUUAGUAGUCGGCAAUAAGUAGUCGGCGAAGAAAGCUGUAACGAUUCGGUUCAUUUGAUAUUUUAAUUAUAAACUGACCUCCAAUUUUUUUUAACAAUCCAUGUCUUCGGUGUUUGUGGGCAAGAGUGUAUAGAUAUAUAUCUAUUUAGUCGACUGUGAUAUUUUGCAUUAUAUAUAGCGCGCUGCGAUGGCUGUACUAACGCCCGGCCACUUGUUGCUGCUAAUUGGCCUCUGCUGCACACUGGUGCAAGCCAGUUAUCCACUCAAAAUACUCGGUUUAUUCCCGCAUCCAGGUGUUAGUCACUUCCACUUCUUCCACCCAAUUAUGCGGGGUUUGGCAGAGAAGGGUCAUGAUGUUACUGUCAUAAGCUAUUUCCCCGACAAAAGUCCACCGGCACAUUACAAAGAUCUGCCGUUAACAGGCGAUAUAAUGACGAAUAGUGUGGACUUGCAGGUAUUGAAAUCGUACUCAUUACACCAUAACUUCUUGGAUUUAUUUUUACUACAUAAUUGGGGGCGGGACGCAUGUAAUCUCACAUUGCGUUCCGACGCCUUGGCACAGGUGUUGCAACAGCGGCAAAAUUUCGACGUAGUCAUUAUGGAGCAAUUCAAUAGCGAUUGCAUGACAGCGGUGGCACAUCAACUCAAAGCCCCGUUCAUAGCGCUGAGCAGCUGCGCUAUGUUGCCUUGGCAUUACUAUCGCAUGGGUAUGCCCAUUGAAACAUCCACGGUACCAGAAUUUGUUAAGGGACAAUCGGUAACGAUGAUGUUCGCCGAUCGACUGAGCAAUUGGUUCAUCUUUCACAGCAUGCGCUUGCUCUACGAUUACUACAACACGCCCAUUAUCGACGCUAUGGUGCGCCAGAAAUUCGGACACGAUCUGCCCUCGGUUAGCGAAUUGUCGAAGGAGACAUCAAUGUACUUCGUCAAUCAGCACUUUUCGUUGAGUGGUGUCAAACCGCUGCCACCAUCCGUUAUCGAGGUCGGCGGCAUACACAUACAGAAGGCCAAACCGCUCGAUACCGAGCUGCAAAAGUUCAUCGAUAAUGCUGAACAUGGUGUGGUCUUCAUAAGUUGGGGUUCCAUGAUAAGCGCCGACACCUUGCCGCCCGCCAAACGUGACGCUAUCGUACGCGCUGUGAAACGGCUCAAGCAACGGGUGAUCUGGAAAUGGGAGAACACCACAUUGGAGCACAAGCCGGAUAAUCUGUAUAUUAGCAAGUGGUUGCCACAACGCGACAUACUCUGUCAUCCGAAUGUGAAGGUAUUCAUGUCGCAUGCGGGUCUAAUGGGUAGUUCGGAAGCGGCCUAUUGUGGUAUACCGGUAGUGGCUACGCCCAUGUAUGGUGAUCAGUUUAUGAAUGCGGCGGCGAUACAUAAUCGUGGGAUGGGUGUGGUGCUGAAGUAUGACGAUAUUACCGAGAAUACAGUGUUGCUUUCUAUUCGAGUGGUUUUGAAGAAACAAUAUAUGGACAACGCCAAAGCGGUUUCCCACUCCUACCGACAUCGUCCGCAGAGCGCACUCGAGACCGCCAUUUAUUGGGUGGAAUAUGUCGCUAAAACCCAAGGCGCACCGCUACUUAAGGGUAACGCCGUUUAUUUAUCGCGCUUCGCCUACUACUCUCUGGACAUUUAUCUCUUCAUCGGCUUCAUUAUUUUUAUAUCGGUUGUGAGUUGGAGUUUCGUUUGUAGUAGACUGUGCUCCCGGCGUCCAAAGACGCUCGCUAAACAAAAGUCGAAUUAAGGAAGUAGUUGGCGUUUGGAGAUAUUGAGUGGGUUAGUUAGGGUAAAAUUUCAAAGUUUAGGCAAGCUAUUGUAUUAGAGAAAAAUUGGUAUAAUCUUUACGAGUAUAAUUCAUCCCAUAAGAGAGAGAGUAGAACAAAUUGUAAAAUUAAUAAACAAAAAAUCAUAUGCCAAAAUUUUUUGUAACAAAAUACAAAACAGUCAUCAUUUUCGUUAAAUAUAGUAAAAUUAAUAAAAUAAAUGGACAAUUGUUCUCUACAAACUA
Zeugodacus cucurbitae (melon fly) is the source of this 2020-nucleotide messenger RNA. Its product is annotated as UDP-glucosyltransferase 2-like. NCBI's taxonomy places the organism in Eukaryota, Metazoa, Arthropoda, Insecta, Diptera, Tephritidae. The transcript has 6 exons. The coding region runs from base 200 to 1756 and encodes 518 amino acids. Gene Ontology annotation, molecular function: UDP-glycosyltransferase activity. The record is from RefSeq and is a predicted model, not a curated record.